AUGGGGACUCAGCGGAGAAUGGGCUCACCCCAACUACCGGUCUCUACUCUCUCCUGCCCCCUGUACCAGCGCAUGCUCCAGCUGGAGACCCUGAGCUCCCUCCGGCAACGAGGGACCGAGCUGAGGGAGUUUGCCGUGGAGUUUAAGAAGGCUGCAGAGGGGCUGGGCUACAAUGACUCUCUAAGGGGCUGGAGGAGGAGGAGGAGGAAGAAGGCUUCUUCCGUCCUUCAAGGCCGGGAGGCCUUCAUAGAGCCUGGUGCCCUGCCGGUGCCACCCAAGCUCCUUGCCCUGCCAGCACCUCCCAAGUUCCUCGCCCUGCCCAAGCUCAAGCUUCAUGCCCUGCCGGCUCCACCCAAGCUCAAGCUUCAUGCCCUGUCGGCUCCACUUAAGUUCCGCUCUCUGUCAGCUUGGCGCCCUUUCCUGCCAGGACUCAAGUAUGAGGUCAUCGAUUCCGCCUACAUCUCCUUGUACACAGAUGAGAGCAGUUUGAAGAUGAACCAUGUGGAUCACAUUCCUCAGACACUGGCCAGCCAUGGCCCCGUCCCAGCAGAGACCCACACCCGCAGCCAACACGGCGCUGAUAUGCUGCAACCAGACCCCCGUGACACCUUCUUCAACAUUCCCAUGAUUGACCCCACUCAUCUUGAAAAUGUGUUGCCCGCCUGUCUCUACUCGCCAACAUAUGUGGUCAAAGACUUCCCUAUCGCUCGCUAUCAAGGCCUACAGUUUGUCUAUCUUUCUUUUGUAUAUCCCAAUGACUUCACCCGCCUCACCCACAUGGAAAGAGAAAACAAGUGUUUCUAUAGAGAGUCACCCAUCUAUUUGGAGAAGUUUGGCUUCUAUAAAUACAUGAAGAUGGAUGAGGAGGAAGAUGACAGGCCAUUUUUCUUCCCUAAUCCUGAUGAUUUUCUUGAAGAAGAAGAGGGGGUGGAUCCAAAGGAUGAAGCACAAGUUGUUGGCACCCAGUCAGCAAAGAAAACUGCCCAACCUAGCCAAUCAAAUCAUACAUCAAGCCCCUCUGAAAAAUCUGAUCCCACAAUGCUGGAGAUAAAAGAGGUAGAACCGGACAACCCAACUUCUAGGAGAGAGCAAAGGCGCUUUUUCACAAGAGCAAGGCAGGUGGUUGGGUCUCAACCUCAAGAGAUGGACCAAGACACUCUGGACCAUCAGGCUAAGGUAGGGUUACCAAAAAGUGAGAGUGUGGUGCGAGGUCGUUCUCUCACUUGGGUUCAAAGAGACCGCCGGGACUUCAGAAACGGUUGGUCAGAAGAUCGUGCACCUAAAAUAAGCAGAUCAACUUUGCUAUUCCCACCAAAAUCCUCAUUGGUGGCCCUUAACAGUCAAGCCAAGCAAACCCUCAGCAGUCCUGCCCACACCGUUCCUUCCCCAGGUAACAAACAUGCUCAUGACAACAGCCACAAUCCUGGAAACAGCCACACCAACAAGGAACGCAAGAAGGAGAACAACAAAAUCUACGUCACAAGACCUCGCCCUGCUAAGGAAAAGCAAAGUCCCGUUUCACGCCAACACAGAGAGGUCUUUCCUGGUGUUUUCCUGUACCAGAACAGCAAAACCACAAAGCUGGUAAACCUCAGUGCCAAACCAAAGCUCAGUAAAGGAGCUCUGCGUGCAUCCCAGUUAAUUGUGCGGUCUCCUCUGCAAGAGAACAAGGUCUUUCCAGCGAGCCCAAACUUCAGCAAGCCAGCUGAAAAUCCCAUGCCCCCAAACAGAGCAAUCCCAAGCCGCUUUGAGAGGAGGAUACGAGGGGUCUGGGAAAAACACCAGCAUCCCUUGAGGCCCAUCACAACCGCUCGACCACCUCCUGCUCCCACCCCUCCAUCCACUAACUCCUCUGAGAACGUGCUUCCGACCGAGCCUCUCCGUGUCACUUCCUACUUGCACACCUCUAAGAUAACCGAGUCCCAACAGCAGCAGCCGGACACUGACCCAGAACCAGAGGAGAAUGGAGGCCUAUCAGAGUAUAGCUAUGAGGAUGUGGAGCCUCGCCCCGGGUGGGCAGAGGAGGCCAUUAAUUGGCAGAGGACGUUUUCCGUCAAUAGCAUGGACUUUGAGACAUUGCGCUCUGACUGGAAUGAUCUUCGGUGCAACGUGUCUGGAAACCUGCAGCUAUCUGAGAGCGAAGUGGUGGACGUACUUGCGCAGUACAUGGAGAAACUCAAUGAACGCAAUGGAGGGAUUUACACUCUCCUCCGCAUCAUAAACGUAGAAAAGCGGCGUGACUCUGCACGCGGUAACCGCUACCUAAUAGAGCUGGAGCUAAUGGAGAGAGGCCGUAAAGUGGUCCGUCUAUCUGAGUACAUCUACUUGCUGUUGCACCGUGGCCGAGUGGAAGACAGUCUGGAGAAUAUGGAAGGGGUCACAGCAUCAUCCCACUCUUCCCCUUUCGCCAGCCCACCUGCUACACCCUCCCGCACACCUACCCAUGGGGCCCACGGCACCCCACAGUGGAGCACAGUGUAUGCCAAACCCCUGCUGUGCCAUCCAGUUAUGCUGCAGUGGAAAAAGGACGUCAUGGUGCAUUUUGUGGUACCAGUUAAGAAUCAGGCUCGUUGGGUUCAGCAGUUCAUUUCAGACAUGGAGUUCCUGCACCGUGAGACCAAGGACAACAACUUCAACAUCAUCAUCGUGGACUUCCAGAGUGAAGACAUGGACGUGGAACAGGCUCUCAGAGAAAGCUCCGUUCCACGAUAUGAGUAUCUGAGGAGGGAAGGAAACUUUGAGCGGUCUGCCGGGUUACAGAUCGGUGUGGACACCAUAGAGGAAAGUCACAGUAUCGUGUUUCUGUGUGACCUGCACAUUAAUUUCCCUCUGAACAUCCUGGAGAACAUCAGGAAGCACUGUGUGGAGGGUAAACUGGCCUUCGCUCCGAUAGUCAUGAGACUGGGCUGCGGCAGCUCACCGCAGGAGCCUGAUGGUUACUGGGAGGUGAACGGCUUCGGCCUGUUUGGGAUCUACAAAUCAGAUUUUGACAAGAUUGGUGGGAUGAACACAGAGGAGUUUAAGGAACGAUGGGGAGGAGAAGACUGGGAACUACUAGACAGAGUUCUACAAAACGGUCUGGAGGUUGAGCGUUUAAGACUGAGGAACUUCUUUCACUACUAUCACUCUAAAAGAGGCAUGUGGAACUCACAGUCCAGUAAAGCUCCUAAAGGAUAAAACUGAACCUCACUGAGAGACUUCAAACUAACUCGGCACAAGAGCGGGACCUUAAAGGACCAAUCGAUUGUGUCUCUGGGACCCUUUCGUGAGGUCCGUCUCAUACAGGAGGACCCGUGACGCUGCCAAGCUGCUGUCCAAACUCAACACUCGAAGGAGACGCAGAGACUCUUAUUCACUGAGCGUGUAUUUGUAUGUAUCUCUCUCUGUUAAGUCAGGAGUUCUUUUGGUAAGCGAAACUUGAGUGAUCAUUGAAGAGUUAAAGGAAAGGGAAAUGGUUUCAAUUUUACUCCAAACUAGCAGCUCAGGCACUUUGGGUCACAUAAAUAUGGUUUGCACUUAAGAUAUUAAUGCUGAAAUGGUUGUCUAAAGGUUUAGAUGUGUGCUGGUACUUAGACGUCUGCUUUUAUAUAGCUGUAAAUGUCACUUCCUGUUCAGAUGUGACGCCUUCUUACACUUGAACUGUAGAAAUGAUCUGAUAUGUGGCGCCUCGUGUGGCUUUUCCUUUCUAAAGUCCUGCUGAACUUCUGGACACGACUGGACCAAGAACAGCCUGCUGAGCUAUGAAAUUAAAAUGAUUUGUCUUUGUAUUUGUCUGUAUGUCUGAGCUGCUUCGUUUCCUUGUUUCCGAUUGAUUUUCGUCUUUAUUGGCUAGUUUCACAGAUGCAAACCUUUCAGACUGCUG
Molecule: messenger RNA, 3862 nt
Organism: Sinocyclocheilus grahami
Lineage: Eukaryota; Metazoa; Chordata; Actinopteri; Cypriniformes; Cyprinidae
Product: N-acetyl-beta-glucosaminyl-glycoprotein 4-beta-N-acetylgalactosaminyltransferase 1-like
Exons: 14
Coding region: 1-3177 (1058 amino acids)
Cellular component (GO): Golgi cisterna membrane
Molecular function (GO): acetylgalactosaminyltransferase activity
Source: RefSeq, a predicted model, not a curated record